AUGACGACUGUGGUUAAGAUUUGUGCGCAGCCUAUGGAGGAGGUUCAACAAGUCGACACAUUCCAGAUCACCAUGGCAACUGAUGGCACGGCGUCAGUCGUGAUACUGUUCUAUGAAAGGAUAGAAUGGGUGUAUGAUAAUUCUGACUUUAUGGCUCUAUAUGAAGGCACAGAACCCUCCGUUCGUACACAGAGCGGCUUCUUAGCUGGUGAUGGGAUGAAGUCGUACCUGCUGCCGGGAUCCAAGUCUGAGGAACUCAUCAACAUUACUAAACUGUCUAACGUUGGCGUUGCUGGCAAAUUCAUCUUCCGAGUUGACUCCGAAAUCCUUCCCGUGCACCUCCCUGACACCACAAGUUCUGCACAGAGAACUACUGACACAACAACCCCAACAACAAUCGCUGACAACAUUACUCCAAGGCAGUCAACUUCAUCAACAUCACUGACGUCUACAUCAACGUCCCCGAUCUCCGAUACAACGCCUCAUUCAGACACAUCUACGACGAUACGCGCGUCAGAAGUAGCUGAAACGACGACCAUAACUGCUUCACCGUCUGAUUCAUCGGCUACGACAGUGGCCUCUCCGUCAGAUGCAACGUCAUCGUUAACAGUGACCUCUCCCGCAGAUACAAAAUCGUCUGCAUCUUCUUCACUGCAAGAUCAAACAUCUGUAACAGAGACCUCUCCAUCAAAUACUAUAACAUCCCUAACAGAGACUUCCCCGUCAAAUACAAUAAUAUCUCUAACAGAGACCUCCCCGUCAAAUACAAUAACAUCUGUAACAGAGACUUCCCCGUCAAAUACAAUAACAUCCGUAAAAGAGACCUCCCCGUCAAAUACAAUAACAUCUGUAACAGAGACUUCCCCGUCAAAUAAAAUAACAUCCGUAACAGAGACCUCCCCGUCAAAUACAUUAACAUCUGUAACAGAUACUUCCCCGUCAAAUACAAUAACAUCUGUAACAGAGACUUCUCCGUCAAAUAAAAUAACAUCCGUAACAGAGACCUCCCCGUCAAAUACAAUAACAUCCGUAAAAGAGACAUCCCCGUCAAAUACAAUAACAUCUGUAACAGAGACUUCCCUGUCAAAUACAAUAACAUCCGUAAUAGAGACCUCCCCGUCAAAUACAAUAACAUCUGUAACAGAGACCUCCCCGUCAAAUACAUUAACAUCUGUAACAGAGACAUCACCGUCAAAUACAAUAACAUCCGUAAUAGAGACCUCCCCGUCAAAUACAAUAACAUCUGUAACAGAGACCUCCCCGUCAAAUACAAUAACAUCUGUAACAGAGACCUCCCCGUCAAAUACAAUAACAUCUGUAACAGAGACUUCUCCGUCAAAUACAAUAACAUCCGUAAAAGAGACCUCCCCGUCAAAUACAAUAACAUCCGUAACAGAGACCUCCCCGUCAAAUACAAUAACAUCUGUAACAGAGACUUCCCCGUCAAAUACAAUAACAUAUGUAACAGAGACCUCCCCGUUAGAUAUGAUAUCAUCUACACCUGCUUCGCUGUCAGAUCUACUAACUGUAACCUACACGUCAAAUACCGCCACUGCUUCAUCAUCGGAAAUAACACCAACUACACCUGCUUUACGAUCGGAUCCAACAUCUAUUCUACCUGCUUCUUUAUCGAAUCCAACAUCUACUUCACCUGGUUCAUCAUCGGAUCCAACAUCUGCAACACCUGGUUCAUCAUCGGAUCCAACAUCUACUACACCUGGUUCAUCAUCGGAUCCAACACCAACAACACCUGGUUCAUCAUCGGUUUCAACAAUAAAUACCCUUAUUUCAUCACCGGAUCUUACAUCUACUACAUCUGCUUCGUCAUCAGAUCCACCAUCAACCACAUCUGCUUUAUUAUCGGAUCCAACAUCAACCACACCUGAUUUAUCAUCGGAUACAACAUCUACUACACCUGCGUCAUCAUCAGAUCCAACAUCCACCACAUCUGCUUUAUUAUCGGAUGAAACAUCAACUACACCUGAUUCAUCCUCGGAUCCAACAUGUACUGAACCUGCUUCGUCAUCAGAUCCAACAUCAACCACACCUGCUUUAUUAUCGGAUCCAACUUCAACUACAACUGCUUCAGCGGAGCCAACAUCUACAACAACUGCUUCAUCGGACCUAACAUCAGCUCCAUAUGGUUCAUCCUCGGAUUCAACACCAAUGACACCUUUUUCAUCAUCCGAUCUAACAUCAACUGAACCUGCUUCAUCAUCCGAUCUAACAUCAACUGAACCUGCUUCAUCAUCCGAUCUAACAUCAACUACACCUGAUUCACCCUCGGAUCCAACAUCUACUACACCUCCUUCAUCAUCAGAUCCAACAUCAACCACACCUGAUUUGUUAUCGGAGCCAACAACUACAACAACUGCUUCAUCGGACCUAACAUCAGCUCCAUAUGGUUCAUCUUCGGAUUCAACACCAAUGACACCUUUUUCAUCAUCGGAUCUAACAUCAAUUGAACCUGCUUCAUCAUCGGAUCUAACAACAACUACACCUGAUUCACCCUCGGAUCCAACAUCUACUACACCUUCUUCAUCAUCAGAUCCAACAUCAAUUACACCUGAUUUGUUAUCGGAGCCAAAAUCUACAACAACUGCUUCAUCGGACCUAACAUCAGCUGCACAUGCUUCAUCCUCGGAUCCAACACUAAUUACACAUUCUUCAUCAUCGGAUCUAACAUCAACUGAACCUGCUUCGUCAUCGGAUCUAACAUCAGCUACACCUGAUUUGUUAUCGGAGCCAACAUCUACAACAACUGCUUCAUCGGACCUAACACCAGCUACACAUGCUUCAUCCUCGGAUCCAACACUAAUUACACAUUCUUCAUCAUCUGAUCUAACAUCAACUGCACCUGCUUCAUCAUCGGAUCCAACAUCAGCUACACCUGAUUCUUCAUCAAAUCCAUCAUCAACUACAACUGCUUCAUGGGACCCAACAUCAACUAUACCUGCUCUAUCAUCGGAUCCAACACUAUCUACACCUGCUUCAUCAUCGGAUCCAACAUCAACCACACCUGCUACAUCAUCGGAUCCAACCUCUACUACACCUGAUUUGUCAUCAGAUCUAACAUCAUCCACACCUGCUUUAUUAUCGGAUCCAACUUCAACUACAACAGCUUCAUCGGAGCCAACAUCAACAACAACUGCUUCAUCGGACCUAACAUCAGCUGCACAUGCUUCAUCCUCGGAUCCAACACUAAUUACACAUUCUUCAACAUCGGAUCUAACAUCAACUGCACCUGCUUCAUCAUCGGUUUCAACAAUAAAUACCCUUAUUUCAUCACCGGAUCUUACAUCUACUACAUCUGCUUCGUCAUCAGAUCCACCAUCAACCACUUCUGCUUUAUUAUCGGAUCCAACAUCAACCACACCUGAUUCAUCAUCGGAUACAACAACUACUACACCUGCGUCGUCAUCAGAUCCAACAUCCACCACAUCUGCUUCAUCAUCGGAUCUAACAUCAACUACACCUGAUUCACCCUCGGAUCCAACAUCUACUACACCUCCUUCAUCAUCAGAUCCAACAUCAAUUACACCUGAUUUGUUAUCGGAGCCAACAACUACAACAACUGCUUCAUCGGACCUAACAUCAGCUCCAUAUGGUUCAUCUUCGGAUUCAACACCAAUGACACCUUUUUCAUCAUCGGAUCUAACAUCAACUGAACCUGCUUCAUCAUCGGAUCUAACAACAACUACACCUGAUUCACCCUCGUAUCCAACAUCUACUACACCUUCUUCAUCAUCAGAUCUAACAUCAAUUACACCUGAUUUGUUAUCGGAGCCAAAAUCUACAACAACUGCUUCAUCGGACCUAACAUCAGCUGCACAUGCUUCAUCCUCGGAUCCAACACUAAUUACACAUUCUUCAUCAUCGGAUCUAACAUCAACUGAACCUGCUUCAUCAUCGGAUCUAACAUCAGCUACACCUGAUUUGUUAUCGGAGCCAACAUCUACAACAACUGCUUCAUCGGACCUUACACCAGCUACACAUGCUUCAUCCUCGGAUCCAACACUAAUUACACAUUCUUCAUCAUCUGAUCUAACAUCAACUGCACCUGCUUCAUCAUCGGAUCCAACAUCAGCUACACCUGAUUCUUCAUCGAAUCCAUCAUCAACUACAACUGCUUCAUCGGACCCAACAUCAACUAUACCUGCUCUAUCAUCGGAUCCAACACUAUCUACACCUGCUUCAUCAUCGGAUCUAACAUCAACCACACCUGCUACAUCAUCCGAUCCAACCUCUACUACACCUGAUUUGUCAUCAGAUCUAACAUCAUCCACACCUGCUUUAUUAUCGGAUCCAACUUCAACUACAACAGCUUCAUCGGAGCCAACAUCAACAACAACUGCUUCAUCGGACCUAACAUCAGCUGCACAUGCUUCAUCCUCGGAUCCAACACUAAUUACACAUUCUUCAACAUCGGAUCUAACAUCAACUGCACCUGCUUCAUCAUCGGUUUCAACAAUAAAUACCCUUAUUUCAUCACCGGAUCUUACAUCUACUACAUCUGCUUCGUCAUCAGAUCCACCAUCAACCACUUCUGCUUUAUUAUCGGAUCCAACAUCAACCACACCUGAUUCACCCUCGGAUCCAACAUCUACUACACCUCCUUCAUCAUCAGAUCCAACAUCAAUUACACCUGAUUUGUUAUCGGAGCCAACAACUACAACAACUGCUUCAUCGGACCUAACAUCAGCUCCAUAUGGUUCAUCUUCGGAUUCAACACCAAUGACACCUUUUUCAUCAUCGGAUCUAACAUCAACUGAACCUGCUUCAUCAUCGGAUCUAACAACAACUACACCUGAUUCACCCUCGGAUCCAACAUCUACUACACCUUCUUCAUCAUCAGAUCCAACAUCAAUUACACCUGAUUUGUUAUCGGAGCCAAAAUCUACAACAACUGCUUCAUCGGACCUAACAUCAGCUGCACAUGCUUCAUCCUCGGAUCCAACACUAAUUACACAUUCUUCAUCAUCGGAUCUAACAUCAACUGAACCCGCUUCAUCAUCGGAUCUAACAUCAGCUACACCUGAUUUGUUAUCGGAGCCAACAUCUACAACAGCUGCUUCAUCGGACCUAACACCAGCUACACAUGCUUCAUCCUCGGAUCCAACACUAAUUACACAUUCUUCAUCAUCUGAUCUAACAUCAACUGCACCUCCUUCAUCAUCGGAUCCAACAUCAGCUACACCUGAUUCUUCAUCGAAUCCAUCAUCAACUACAACUGCUUCAUGGGACCCAACAUCAACUAUACCUGCUCUAUCAUCGGAUCCAACACUAUCUACACCUGCUUCAUCAUCGGAUCCAACAUCAACCACACCUGCUACAUCAUCCGAUCUAACUUCUACUACACCUGAUUUGUCAUCAGAUCUAACAUCAUCCACACCUGCUUUAUUAUCGGAUCCAACUUCAACUACAACAGCUUCAUCGGAGCCAACAUCAACAACAACUGCUUCAUCGGACCUAACAUCAGCUGCACAUGCUUCAUCCUCGGAUCCAACACUAAUUACACAUUCUUCAACAUCGGAUCUAACAUCAACUGCACCUGCUUCAUCAUCGGAUCUAACAUCAGCUACACCUGAUUCAUCAUCGGAUCCAUCAUCAACUGCACCUGCUUUGUCAUCAGAUCCGACACUAACCUCACCUGCUACAUCAUCGGAUGUAACAUCAACUGCACCUGCAUCAUCAUCGGAUCCAACAUCAGCCACACCUUCUACAUCAUCCGAUCCAACAUCAACUGCAUCUGCUUUAUCAUCAGAACAAACAUCUACUAAACCUGCUACUUCAUCAAAUCCAACAUCAACCACGUCUGCUUUAUUAUCGGAUCCAACAUCAACAACACCUAAUUCAUCAUCGGAUCGAACACUAUCUAUACCUGUUUCGUCAUCAGAUCUAACAUCAACUACAACUACUUCAUCAUCGGAUCAAACACCAUCUACAUCUGCUUCAACAUCAAAUCCAACAUCUACAACAUUAGCUACACAUCCUUUAUCAUCGGAUUCAACACUAACUGAAACUUCUUCAUCAACGGGUCCAAUAUCAACUGCACCUGCUUCGUCAUCAGAUCCAACAUCAACCACGACUGCUUUUUUAUCGGAUCCAACAUCAACUACACCAGAUUCAUCAUCGGAUUCAUCAUCAACUACAACUGCUUCAUCAUCGGACCCAACAUCAACUACACUUGCUUCAUCAUCGGAUGUAACAUCAACCGCACCUGCUUCAUCAUCGGAUCAAACAUCAACUGCACCUGCUGCAUCAUCGGAUUUUACAUCUACUACACCUGCUUCGUCAUCAGAUCAAACAUCAUCCACACCUGCUUCAUCGGAUCAAACAUCAACUGCACCUGCUGCAUCAUCGGAUUUUAGAUCUACUACACCUGCUUCAUCAUCGGAUCCAACAUCAACCACACCUACAUCAUCGGAUCCAACAUCAACUACAUCUGCUUCAUCAUCGGAACAAACAUCUACUACAGUUUCCUCAUCAUCAGAUCCAACAUCUACUGCACAAGUUUCAUCAUCAGAUCCAACAUCAACCACACUUGCUUCAUUAUCGGAUCCAACAUCAAGCACACCUUCUACAUCCUCGGAUCCAACAUCAACCACACCUGCUUUAUUAUCGAAUCCAAGAUCAACUACACCUUCUUCAUCAUCAGAUCCAUCAUCAACUACAACUGCUACAUAUCCGGAUCCAACAUCUACUACACCUGCUUCGUCAUCAGAUCCAACAUCAAGCACACUUGCUUUAUUAUCGGAUCCAACAUCAACUGCACCUGCUUCAUCACCUGAUCCAACAUCAACCACAUCUGCUUCAUCAUCAGAACAAACAUCUACUAAACCUGCUUCGUCAUCAAAUCCAACAUCAACCACGCCUGCUUUAUUAUCGGAUUCAACAUCAACAACACCUUAUUCAUCAUCGGAUCGAACACUAUCUAUAACUGCUUCAUCAUCAGAUCCAACAUCAACUACAACUGCUUUAUCAUCGGAUCUAACAUCAACUGAACCUGAUUUAUCAUCGGAUCAAACAUCAACCACACCUUCUACAUCAUCGGAUCCAACACCAUCUACAUCUGCUUCAACAUCAAAUCCAACAUCUACAACAUUAGCUACACAUCCUUUAUCAUCGGAUUCAACACUAACUGAAACUUCUUCAUCAACGGGUCCAACAUCAACUGCACCUGCUUCGUCAUCAGAUCCAACAUCAACCACGACUCCUUUUUUAUCGGAUCCAACAUCAACUACACCAGAUUCAUCAUCGGAUCCAUCAUCAACUACAACUGCUUCAUCAUCGGAAGUAACAUCAACCGCACCUGCUUCUUCAUCGGAUCAAACAUCAACUGCACCUGCUGCAUCAUCGGAUCUAACAUCUACUACACCUGCUUCGUCAUCAGAUCCAACAUCAUCCACACCUGCGUUAUUAUCGAAUCCAACAUCAACCACACCUGCUUCAUCAUCGGAUCUAACAUCAAUUGCACCUGCUUCAUCCUCGGAUCCAACAUCAACCACACCUACAACAUCGGAUCCAACAUCAACUACAUCUGCUUCAUCAUCGGAACAAACAUCUACUACAGUUUCUUCAUCAUCGGAUCCAACAUCCACUGCACGAGUUUCAUCAUCAGAUCCAACAUCAACCACACUUGCUUCAUUAUCGGAUCCAACAUCAAGCACACCUGCUUCAUCAUCGGAUCCAACAUCAACCACACCUGCUUUAUUAUCGAAUCCAACAUCAACUACACCUUCUUCAUCAUCAGAUCCAUUAUCAACUACAACUGCUACAUAUCCGGAUCCAACAUCUACUACACCUGCUUCGUCAUCAGAUCCAACAUCAAGCACACUUGCUUUAUUAUCGGAUCCAACAUCAACUACAUCUCCUUCAUCAUCGGAACAAACAUCUACUAAACCUGCUACAUCAUCAGAUCCAACAUCAACAUCAUCUGCUUCAUCAUCAAAUCCAAUAUCAACAACACCUGAAUCAUCACCGGGCCCAACAUCAACAGCACCUGCUUCAUCCUCGGAUCAAACAGUUACUACACCUGCUUCAUCAUCGGAUCUAAAAUCAACCGCACCUGCUUCAUCGUCGGAUCGAACAUCUACUACACCUGCUUCAUCAUCGGAUCAAACAUCUACUACACCUGAUUCGUCAUCAGAUCCAACAUCAACUACAACUGCUUCAUCAACUGACCCAACAUUAACUACAACUGCUUCAUCAUCGUAUCUCACAUCAACUACAUCUGCUUCCUCAUCAAAUCCAAUAUCAACUACACCUGUUUCAUCAUCGGAUCCAACGUCAACUACACCUGAUUCACCAUCGGAUCUAACAUCAACUGCACCUGUUUCAUCAUCGUAUCAAACAUUAACCACACCUUCUACAUCAUCAGAUCCAACAUCAACUGCACCUGCUUUAUUAUCCGAUCCAACAUCUAGCAAACCUAUUUCAUCAUCGGAUCCAAUAUCUACUACACCUGCUUCGUCAUCAGAUCCAACAUCAAACACACCUGCUUCAUCAUCGGAUCCAACAUCAACCACACCUGCUUUAUUAUCGAAUCCAACAUCAACUACACCUUCUUCAUCAUCAGAUCCAUUAUCAACUACAACUGCUACAUAUCCGGAUCCAACAUCUACUACACCUGCUUCGUCAUCAGAUCCAACAUCAAGCACACUUGCUUUAUUAUCGGAUCCAACAUCAACUACAUCUGCUUCAUCAUCGGAACAAACAUCUACUAAACCUGCUACAUCAUCAGAUCCAACAUCAACAUCAUCUGCUUCAUCAUCAAAUCCAAUAUCAACAACACCUGAAUCAUCACCGGGCCCAACAUCAACAGCACCUGCUUCAUCCUCGGAUCAAACAGUUACUACACCUGCUUCAUCAUCGGAUCUAAAAUCAACCGCACCUGCUUCAUCGUCGGAUCGAACAUCUACUACACCUGCUUCAUCAUCGGAUCAAACAUCUACUACACCUGAUUCGUCAUCAGAUCCAACAUCAACUACAACUGCUUCAUCAACUGACCCAACAUCAACUACAACUGCUUCAUCAUCGUAUCUCACAUCAACUACAUCUGCUUCCUCAUCAAAUCCAAUAUCAACUACACCUGUUUCAUCAUCGGAUCCAACGUCAACUACACCUGAUUCACCAUCGGAUCUAACAUCAACUGCACCUGUUUCAUCAUCGUAUCAAACAUUAACCACACCUUCUACAUCAUCAGAUCCAACAUCAACUGCACCUGCUUUAUUAUCCGAUCCAACAUCUAGCAAACCUAUUUCAUCAUCGGAUCCAAUAUCUACUACACCUGCUUCGUCAUCAGAUCCAACAUCAAACACACCUGCUUUAUUAUCGGAAAUAAUAUCAACUACACCGGAUUCAUCAUCGGAUCCAACAUCAACUACAACUGCUUCAUCAUCGGAUCCAACACAAACUACACCUGAUUCAUCAACAGACCCAACAUCAACUUCACCUGCUUCAUCUUCGGAUCAAACAUCUACUACACCUGUUUCAUCAUCGGAUCCAACAUCAACUACAACUGCUUCAUUAUCGGAUCCAACACAAACUACACCUGAUUCAUCAUCGAAUCUAACAUCAACAACACCUGCUUCAUCCUCGGAUCCAACAUCUACUACACCUGCUUCAUCAUCGGAUCAAACAUCUACUACAGCUGAUUCGUCAUCAGAUCCAACAUCGACUACAACUGCUUCAUCAACGGACCCAACAUCAACUACAUCUGCUUCAUCAUUAAAUCCAAUAUCAACUACACCUGUUUCAUCAUCGGAUCCAACGUCAACUACACCUGAUUCAUCAACGGACCCAACAUCAACUACAACUGCUUCAUCAUCGGAUCCAACGUCAACUACACCUGAUUCAUCAACGGACCGAACAUCAACUACACCUGAUUCACCAUCGGAUCUAACAUCAACUGCACCUGUUUCAUCAUCGGAUCUCACAUCAACCACACCUUCUACAUCACCAGAUCCAACAUCAACUGCACCUGCCCCGUCAUCAGAACCAACAACAAUCACGCCUGUUUUAUUAUCGGAUCCAACAUCAAUCGCAUCUGCUUUAUUAUCAGAUCCAAUAUCAACUGCACCUGCAUCAUCGGGUCCAACAUCAACUACAACUGCUUUACCAUCGGAUGAAACAUCUACUACACCUGUCUCAAUAUCGUAUUCAUCAUCAACCACACCUGCUCGGGACGAGAGAUCGGAGAGUUCAACAUCCCUUCACACCUCUGCACUGUCAGUUGUUACCCCCCAUCUGGUAGGCGGCGCCUUGGCAGUGGUUAUUCUGAUGGCGGUGGGGGUGCUACAGAUCGCCCUGUCGUUGCAGUUCAUACAAAAGUUCAGGGAAGGGUUUCAACAGAGAGGACAGCGGAGAGACAGGGCUGUCGGUGAGAGACAAAUGAACUUGCCAGUAAAGAUUGUCACAUCAGGUCCUGGGUACUACCAACACUCUCUGUACACAAAUGGCAAACCAAGGUGACAACAUGAAUAGUAGUCCAUUCGCCCAUAUGCAUUCUAUCAGACCAUCGGGCAACAGGAAUAUCAGCCUUUUCCGCGCAUAUGCACAUCCAGCAGGACAACAUGACCAUUAGCCACUACGCACGCGUACGCAUCUAACAUGCCUGGGUGACAAGAUUAACCUCAGCCUCUAUGUCAAUAUACAUGUCCAGCAGGCUAACGUGAUAACAUGAAUAUUAGCAUCUAUGCACGCGUACACAUCUAACAGGCCUGGGUGACAAGAUGAAUUUCAGCCUCUAUAUCAAUAUGCACAUCCAGCAGGCUAACGUGAUAACAUGAAUAUUAGCAUCGACGCACGCGUACACAUCCAACGGGCCUGGGUGACAACGUAGAUCUGAUCCUUUACGUCAAUAUGCAUAUCCAGCAGGCUAACGUGAUAACUUGAAUAUUAGCCUCUACGCCCGCGUACACCUCUAAUAACAGGCAUCGAUGACAACAUGAAUCUCAGCCUCUACGCACAUAUGCACAUCCAGCAGGCUGCGGUGUUAACAUGGCUUUUAGAUGUAAUCUCUACAUGUAUGACAUCAGCUCACAUCUGUCGGGCCGUGGUCAUCAUCGCACGCUGCAUGUCACUCUUGCGUUUUCUUUACACAUCUGGGUGACCAUGGAGACCAAAUGAUAAUCUUGACGCUCUAUGUUCUAUGCAUAAAAUAGCAGAAAGCGGACAUUUACAAUAACAUCCUACUUGGGAGCCCUGGGGAAAACUAGACACUGGACGCUAGCUAUCACUAGCACACCUUCACACCCUCUUUAAAUCCUCUGAGCAGUGGGCAUUUACUUUUCUCUUUGGCAGCAGCACUAACGUUAAGACUAAUCUUUGCAAAAUAACGUUUCUGAGUAUAUUUCUGUCUGACAUGAUCUAACAGCAUGUGGGGGAUAUAAUGAACGCCGGGUAUAGAGGUGUGACCAACACAUAUAUUAUAUGUUUUUAAGUAUUUUACUAUAGACACUUCUACAUUUAUAUUUAUUUUCCUUUUAAGUUCAUCCUUUUUGUUAUAUACAUAUUUAUUGAAACAUGGUGGGUAACAUGAAUGAGAUGAAGCGGUCUGAAAAUCAUCUAGUUAGGGCACGAAUAAAGCAGUAGCCGUUUGGGAGAUAAUGUGA
Molecule: messenger RNA, 11615 nt
Organism: Haliotis rufescens (red abalone)
Lineage: Eukaryota; Metazoa; Mollusca; Gastropoda; Lepetellida; Haliotidae
Exons: 5
Coding region: 1-10473 (3490 amino acids)
Biological process (GO): cell-matrix adhesion
Source: RefSeq, a predicted model, not a curated record